Molecule: messenger RNA, 1411 nt
Organism: Eublepharis macularius
Lineage: Eukaryota; Metazoa; Chordata; Lepidosauria; Squamata; Eublepharidae
Gene: OIP5
Product: Opa interacting protein 5
Exons: 5
Coding region: 1-702 (233 amino acids)
Biological process (GO): chromosome segregation; CENP-A containing chromatin assembly
Cellular component (GO): chromatin; nucleus; chromosome, centromeric region
Source: RefSeq, a predicted model, not a curated record
AUGGCGGUGCGGAGGCAGCUGCUGCAGGUUUUCCAGGAGCCCCGAAUCGGGGGUGCGAUCAUGGUGGAGCGGGCAAGGCCGGAAACAAGAAGCUGGCCCCAAGAACAGCGUAGGGUAGAAACGCUGGGGGCCUUUAGCGACAGCAGCCUAAGAGAGCGGAGUCUCAGGCUGGAGGAGUGUGUACUCUACCAGUGCCAGCGCUGCAACACGGUCCUGGGAGAUUCGCUUCAUCUUUGCGCCCAGGAGGAGAAGAUCGGCCUUAUCGCUUGCCUCAAGGUUACAAAUGAUGUUGUUGUGGAAGAUUCUGUGAUGGUCUGCAUUGAAGGAGACUUCAUGGGAAGCACUUACAAUGUGUUGAACUGUCGGUCAUGUGAACUGGGCAUAGGAAUCAAGCUCUGUUGUUCAACAUCUUUGGCCCAUCUGCGAGGCUUCUUCUGUCUUUUCAAGGAUAGUGUUGUAUGUUACUUGUUAAAAACUAAAACCACAGUCAGAGCAUCAAAGAUGACCUUUCCUACAGUGAGUUUAAAGGAACGUGUCCAAAAGUUAAAAGAAAACCUAGUGCUAGCACACAUGCGUAUAGAUGCGCAGCAUAAGAAACUAGAAGAACAAAACCAGCAGAAAAUUGUAGACAAGAAGCACUGCUACAAACGAAGGCCCUACCCACUUGCACCUGGGCAUCGAAAAAAGAAAUUGAACAACUGACUUGUGGAAUUUUUGCAGGUGCAUAUGACAAUUUGAAACUAUUGUCAUGUAGCUGCUGCUGUGGUUGCUUCUGAAAAUAACGUCUCAGAAUGACCUGUUUCUUUAAUAUAGGAUGCAAGCAAGUAUAUUCACAAUGUGAAUGUGAGCCACUAUGUUGGAAGGUUUUUUUAAGUAUAAACAUUUUAUUCAGUCUUCACAAAAGCAUUUAAAUAUUAAAAUACUGUUCCCGAACCAUCUAUGUAUAUGUAUUGUCUGAGUAAAAUACAAAACUUCUACGUCUCCAUCCCAACCCCUGUGAUAUAUGCAAGAGUUGUGCGGGAGGAGAAAGAAGCACAUCUCUUUUCCCUACCCCACAAUACAGGACUGCUUGGCUGCUGGGAAAAAUGAGGGCUUAUGCUUGUGCCAUGCUCUGUUGCUGCUAGGAUUCUUGAUGCUCCAGGAGGGCAGCAUUCUUGCACUUUCCUUUGUGUCAUUGGAAGGAGAGAAAGAUACAGAUGCCAGUCUUUCUCUGCAGAACUGAAGUUCCUGUGCAUAUACAGAAAGUUGCAUCUUGUGUCUGGGUGCCCUGCUCUCCUAUCUUAUGUGAGAAAAUGAUUAAAAUCAAUGACUAUAUUGAAAUGGAAUGUCUUAGCAAAAGUUUUAAAAGACUUGCCAGACUCCCAGUGUAGGGCUGAGCUUUUCAGAGAAAGAAGUUCUACAGUUGCGAGAA